AUGGCUGCACAUGAUAAAAAUUUUGAUGUAAUACCAAUUGGUCACACCUUUUUCUUUAUUUGGCGUGUAAAGCAAUUUGAAUUGGUACCAGUUCCAAAAGAAGAAUAUGGUAAAUUUUAUAAAGGCGAUUGUUAUAUCGUUAUUUGUUGUACGGAUACACCAACCGGUGGCCAUUCAAAAAUGGAAUCAAAACCAAUUUUAAAUGGUCAUGGUUAUUGUCAUAUUCAUUAUUGGAUUGGUAGUGAAUCAACAAAAGAUGAAGCUGGUGUUGCUGCUAUUAAAUCGGUUGAAUUGGAUGAUUUUCUUGGUGGUUAUCCGGUACAACAUCGUGAAAUUGAAGAAUUUGAAUCAAGACAAUUUUCCUCUUAUUUCAAGGAUGGUAUUAUUUAUUUGAAAGGUGGUUACGAAAGUGGCUUCACCAAAAUGAUUGACGAAUUGAAACCAACAUUGCUUCAUGUUAAGGGUAAAAAACGUCCAAUCGUUUAUGAAUGUCCAGCGAUUAGUUGGAAAUCUAUGAACGAUGGUGAUGUUUUCAUUUUGAUUGUACCGAAAUUCAUAUUUGUUUGGACCGGUAAACAUUCAAACCGUAUGGAACGUACAACAGCUAUUCGUGUGGCUAAUGAUUUGAAAUCUCAAUUGAAUCGUUUCAAAUUAUCUACAGUCAUUUUGGAAGAUGGUAAAGAAGUGGAACAAACAUCCGGUGCUGAAUAUGAUGCAUUCAAUAAAGCACUGCCAUUGGAUAAACAAGAUACUGAUCUUAAAAAGUUGCCAAAAGGCUAUGAUUAUGCUGCAUGCGAUAUUAAAUUUGAAAAACAUGAACGUUCAUUUGUUACAUUGUACAAAUGUUUCGAAGGUACCGAAACGAUUGAUAUUUCGUUUGUCAAAAAUGGACCGUUAACUCGGAAAGAUCUUGAUACAAAUGACACAUUCAUUGUGGAAAAUGGUUCUGAAGGUUUAUGGGUAUGGGUUGGUAAAAAAGCUACCCAAAAAGAACGACAAUCGGCCAUCAAAUAUGCAAUGGAAUUGAUUAAUAAGAAAAAAUAUCCGAAUAAUACACCGGUGACAAAAGUGUUGGAAGGUGAUGAAACUGCUGAUUUUAAAUCAUUAUUUGAAUCAUGGCAGAUGACUGAACAGGAAAAAAUUACCAGUGCACGAUUGUUUCGUGUUUCACGAAAUGGUAUAUUCAAAUUGGUUGCCAACUAUGAACAAGAUGAUCUGGAAGAGGAUAAUGUUAUGAUUUUAGAUGCUAUUGAUAAGAUUUAUGUAUGGAUUGGUAAUCAAUUUAAAGAACGAAUUGCCGACGAAAAACAUGUCGAUAUAUUGGCUGAACGAUUUAUACAGGAGGAUAAAAGUGGCCGUAAAUUUCAACCGAAUCAGAUAAUUAAAAUAAAACAAGGAAGUGAAGAUGCAACAUUCAAAUCAUAUUUUCCCAAAUGGAAAUGAAUAAUGAUUUUAUCAACAAUGAUUGUUUAAUCGAGAUAAAAUUUGA
Messenger RNA from Dermatophagoides pteronyssinus (European house dust mite), 1489 nucleotides. Its product is annotated as gelsolin-like protein 1. Lineage: Eukaryota; Metazoa; Arthropoda; Arachnida; Sarcoptiformes; Pyroglyphidae. The record is from RefSeq and is a predicted model, not a curated record. Gene Ontology annotation, cellular component: cytoplasm; actin cytoskeleton. Gene Ontology annotation, biological process: barbed-end actin filament capping; actin polymerization or depolymerization; actin filament severing. Gene Ontology annotation, molecular function: actin filament binding; phosphatidylinositol-4,5-bisphosphate binding.